GGCAGAUCCCGGAGGCAGGGGCCGCCCGGGUUGCAGCUCCGCUCCGGCCCCCCUCCCUGGGGGGUGGGGGGGUUUCCCCUCCUCGCUGCGCCCCUUCGAGGCAGCCCUUGGAGGAUCCGCUGGGAGCCGCCUCCGGGAUCAACCUGCAGAUCCCUGGGGAUCGGCCGCGGGGCAGGGCCUGAUCCGGGGCCACCAGCCCCGAACGGCCAAUUCAGGCCGGGAAUCUCGGCCCUGCUGUGCCGCGGGGGGGGGGGGGGGGGGCGGGGGGCUGCUCCGGCCCUCGGAGCGUCUUCCCGACGCAUCCCGUCCGAAUUCCCUUCCCGCACCGGAAAAGGCACCCAAACACGCCGGUUUCGGGGACGCCGAUGGGUUUAUUUCCUCGCGGGUCCUGUUUCGGCGCCCGCUCGAGCCUCGCCCAGGGGGGUGUCUCCCCUCGCGGGAGGGAGGCGGCGGCCCCGCCGAUGAGCCGGAGUCGAGCUUUUCGGCCGAGAUUUCGGGGAAAGGGGAAGGAAACGGGACAGGCCGAGCAUUUCCCCUCCGCCGCCGCCUUCCGGGAAGCGCCAGGCCUUUGGCUCCAGCCUCAGGUUUCUCCACGGAGAAACAAAACCCUUCUCGGCGCCGAUUUCCCUCUGCCAGCGCUCUCCGCCUCGUGGUUUCUUUUCUAUUUCUUUUCUAUUCCCAGAUGAAAAAAAUUGAGUUCAAAUUCCUCGGGACGGCCUCGCGGCCGUGAGAGGGAGCACUCAGCCCUGCCGACGCCGCGGCGGCUCCGCCAAGGGCCGUCGGACGGGCUUUCCCGGAGUUGGGCAUUCAGCGCCUCGGAGCCAUCGCUUCCCGGGCUCCCGGCCAGCCGCCCUGCUCCGGAUCGCGGCCGCGUAGAUUUUGGGGUUCUUUCAGCUGGUUUUUGGCCACAGGUAGAGGGAGAACCUUUCCGAAAACCCGGCGGGCGGGGAGCCGGCGCUCCCACCUCCGCGUUUCUGCCUCAAAUCACGUCGUUGUUUGUCUUUAGUUAAUUAUGGGGGGGGGGGGUAAAACAGCGGAGACCGAUCUCCACAUCUUAAUUUGGCGGCUUCCUCCCGUAGAGCCGGCUCUGGCGCGAGCGCGAUGCGCUGCCGAGGAGCCGGAGCGGUGCCGGGGCGGUGCCGGAGCCACGCCGGGCCAGCCGGCCGACCCGCUCCCGGCCAGUCUGGGCAGAACACGAGGCCGCCCCGUUUCCAGGGGUUUUCCUCCGUGGCCGGAGCCCAGCUCGGCUUCCCGCUGUCGGCCGGCUCCCGCAGCGUCGGCCAGGGCGCCUCCAGGCCGGCCGAAACCGAAGCGGCGCGGGAGACGCUCCAGCAGCCGCGACAUCCAAGAGCCCCGUGCCCCGGGGAGAGGCGCCGAGGUGCCGGUUUGCGCUCCGGUUUUGACGUCUCGUGUUCUCCGCGGCAGCUCCGAGCGGGCGGUUCGGAGAAAGCCGAGGGAAUCCUUCGCCGUCCCGCGCCUCCCGGUCAGCGGGACUUGCCGAUGGAGGUGGUUCCUCGGCGGGAGGUGGUUCCUCGGCGGGACCGUGGUCCAGAGCUCUGGGUUGUGGAAGCUCCGUCCCCUCGCGGCGGUGGGCGUCUUUGUGAGGAGGUCGGCCGCGUUCUCCAAAAAUCAAGCCCCGCGGUCGGACACGCCGGACGUCUGAUGGCGGAGGUUGGGCGGCAGGAGAAACGCGAGUGUUCGGUACUUACCCAGAAGGUGCUGACGGCCAUCGGCGAUUGUUCAGCUGCCUCCCGCCACCUCGGCUGCGGUUCCUGCUGA
Phalacrocorax carbo (great cormorant) is the source of this 1779-nucleotide messenger RNA. NCBI's taxonomy places the organism in Eukaryota, Metazoa, Chordata, Aves, Suliformes, Phalacrocoracidae. The record is from RefSeq and is a predicted model, not a curated record.